AUGGCCUGUGCUGUUUUCCAGAUACCUCCAUGGCAUCUUGAUAGAAAAUACAGCUCAUGUUCCACCAUAUUGCUAGAUAACAGCACAGUCAGCAAGCCUGAUCUUAGACACACACUGGAAAGAUACGCAAAUAGAUCUCUGGCUAUUUUUGAUGAGCCAAUACAUCCACUUUCACAAGGAAAUUCUCCAGGGAAAUCCUUCGAGGAUGAUCCCAAACGCAACUGUAUUUUCAAAUAUUUCUGUACUCUUUUUCAAGUCACAAAACUAACAGCUCCACGUGCAAUCGUAGCUUUGGUGUACAUCGAACGACUUUUAACUAGUGCUAAAAUUGAUCUUUGUCCUACUAAUUGGAAAAAGAUUAUCCAUGGAGCCAUGCUUCUUGCCUCCAAGGUUUGGAGAAACCGUGGUCUGUGGAGUGUGGAUGACAGCCAGAAUCCCCAGGACGUUGCAGUUGAGAACAUGAGCAAGAUGGAGAAGUGUUUUUUGGAGCUACUUGAGUUUAAUAUACAUGUGUCUGCCAGUGUUUAUGUAAAAUAUUACUUUGACCUGCGUGCCUUGGCAAAUGACCAUGACGUGUAUUUUCUAUUUCAUUUUCUUCACAAAGAUAAAGCCCAGAGACUGAAGGCUAUGUCACGGCCGUGUGAAUACAAAGACUUGCAUCAAGAUGCCGCUGCUGUGAAAAGGGCUAUCAGCAUGAAUUUCAUUGGUAUUCGGUGCCCUAAUGCCAUCUUAUCUUAA
Messenger RNA from Rhinopithecus roxellana (golden snub-nosed monkey), 738 nucleotides. RefSeq names its product putative cyclin-Y-like protein 3. Lineage: Eukaryota; Metazoa; Chordata; Mammalia; Primates; Cercopithecidae. Gene Ontology annotation, molecular function: cyclin-dependent protein serine/threonine kinase activator activity. Gene Ontology annotation, cellular component: plasma membrane. The record is from RefSeq and is a predicted model, not a curated record. Gene Ontology annotation, biological process: regulation of protein kinase activity; regulation of canonical Wnt signaling pathway. The transcript is spliced from 7 exons. The coding region runs from base 1 to 738 and encodes 245 amino acids.